Molecule: messenger RNA, 3999 nt
Organism: Osmia bicornis bicornis
Lineage: Eukaryota; Metazoa; Arthropoda; Insecta; Hymenoptera; Megachilidae
Product: inward rectifier potassium channel 2-like
Exons: 11
Coding region: 1618-3840 (740 amino acids)
Biological process (GO): potassium ion import across plasma membrane; regulation of monoatomic ion transmembrane transport
Cellular component (GO): plasma membrane
Molecular function (GO): inward rectifier potassium channel activity
Source: RefSeq, a predicted model, not a curated record
CGUAUUCCGCGCGGACACGCUCGCUUUUUCCCCGCGCACAGCCGGCGUUUCGGGUUCGCGUGCGCGCCUUUCCGCGUGUUUCCCCACGCACACUCGUAAUCUGGAUAGACGUGUGGGUCGAUUGGUACACGGAGCUGGUUUAACUGUGAGCGUGGAUUAUUUUCGCAUAUGCCGUGGCGCACGCAAUCUUAGAAGUGGUUCUCGCGUUGACAGGUUCCGAGCAAGUUUUCGCCGGCUUCCAGCGUCGAUCGGCAGUGCUUUCGUAUCGAACUGUUGUUCGAACAGUGGAAUUGACGAUCGAACGGAAUCUUCGCGGAGGAUCUAUGCUCCUCAGACGGUUGAAUCAAUAAUCCAGCACGGCGGGUGCAACGAUCUACGAUGCUUGGAUAGCGAAAUCGAGGAUUUAUGGUGCUUAGACAGCGGGAACGACGGUCUAACCUAUCUUAGAAACGAUCUAUGGUGUUUCGACUCGACAAUUCUAUCUUGAUCCUUCGAAGAAACAAAUCAAUCACGGAUCCUUAAACAGACGCUAGGGAAUUUGGAACGCGAAGGAAUUCUUAUGCAACGCGUCGUCGUACAGACGAGUAAUCGUGUAAAAGGUGUAACCGAAAGGAAAACGCGAGUACUAAUCGCGGAGAAUUAUGAAUGAUCUCGGUAACGAGGAUAUUCACGCGGUGCAGGGUGCUCGGCUGCUGGAAAUAGCGUGCAAUCCGUGCACGGAAACGCCGACAACUGGACAAAUAUACAUGUUAGCCGCGUUGUUCGUCGCAACGUUCUACUCUAUAGUUCAGUCGUGACGAACGGAGAACUCGGAUCUCUUCUAUGAAAUAAAGAAGUUGCGAAGAUCGCGAAUAGUAUACAAGAACAAGAAUAAUUUCGAAACACGCGAUCGUUUCCGAUCUUUCGCCAAGUCCACGGUGACAAAAUCCAAAGUACACGCGAAACAAAGUAUACCUAUCCGUGCGUAAUUAUUUUCAACGAGAUUCCGAUCGCUCGGACGGUUGCUAGAGGAUAUUCGUGGUCAUCGUGCGCGGGCAUCGCGGAAAAGUGAUAACGAUGACGAACCUGGACGAGAAUAAACGAUAGAAUGCGUGCUCGUAGUAGACGAGAAAUCGUACGGGCUACGCGCGUACCUGACCGUUGAACAUCGAGGAUAGUCGUGUGAAUUUUCAAACUAUAACUCUCCAUUGGAAACGAACCGUUCCCCUCGAGACUGUUCGCAAUUCCGGCGACAUUUUGCGAUUCUCUACGAUGACGGAAGUUAUUCCGACCGCAACGGAGGAAUGUAAAAGGAUAGACGAUAAAGUUAAUCAGUGAUGCUCGUAGGAAAUCGUAAAUACGAUUGACGUCAUCAAACAAAGCUUCGAGUUAUCGUCGCUUUUUAUAUUCAACGAUUCGAUUGUUUCUUUCAAAAUAGUCUUAAAAAAAUUUAUGAAAUCUCCAUAUAUCGUGCUCUGGAAUUGUUACCAUGGAUUAGAGGUACAGAGUGUAAAGUGAAGCGGUAUUAUUUUCCAAGAUUUUGUUUAAUUGAUGAAUUCUUUCGUUUCGAUUCGUCGAUGAAAUCGAUGGGAAAUUGGUGAGACGAAAGAGACACGGAAAUCGAAAUCGUGCAACGAAAUGCUUAUGAUCGACAAAGGUUCUUUCACGAAAGGAACCAACGAGGAAUUGGACGAGCAUAGAACCACCAACGUUAACAGUAUAGUGCCAUUGAACGAGCUACUCGUUAAUUCAACCGUUCCCGCGGCCACGGUUGCUGUAAAAGUGUGCGAUGAUUCCGCGGACGAAACCGGAAGAUGCCAGGAGAAACAGAAACGGGGCAUUCUCAGCAACUUCCAGAGAAGAACCUUCAGUAGGAUCAGUUUCAAAGGGGAGACUGGUCCUUUAUUGAGCAGAAUCCCCAGAGAGGCAGAAGGAAAAAACAGUGGCAGUCCAUUUCUUGAGGAUCCAUCCAGAAAAUUGGCAAAAAGACAUGUUCGAGGCGCUUCGUGCAGAUAUCGCCAGACGAGGUUCAGUUCUCGAAGGAUACGAAAGAGGGUGGUUUUCAAGCACGGCGAUUGCAAUGUCGUACAAGGAAAUGUGGCGAAACGACGACGACGUUACCUUCAGGACAUUUUCACGACACUGGUGGACGCGCAAUGGAGAUGGACACUGUUGGUGUUCUCCAUGAAUUUUCUACUGUCCUGGCUUGGUUUCGCUCUGAUAUGGUGGCUGAUCGCUUACAGCCACGGCGAUCUAGAUCCAGAUAAUUAUACGAAUCCGAAUCUAACGUUCACACCGUGUAUCGUCGACAUUCGUGGAUUCACCAGCUCGUUCCUAUUCUCGAUCGAGACACAGCACACGAUCGGGUACGGAUCGAAGCAUCCAACGGACGAGUGUCCAGAGGCGGUGUUCGUCAUAUGCAUCCAAUCGAUGACCGGUGUGAUUCUCCAGGCCUUUAUGGUCGGUAUAGUGUUCGCGAAAUUGUCCCGACCGAAGAAGAGGACGCAGACGUUACUAUUUUCGAGAAAUGCCGUGAUAUGUCAGAGGGACGGUCAACCGUGUCUGAUGUUUCGCGUCGGUGACAUGAGAAAAAGUCACAUCAUCGAGGCUCAUGUCAGAGCUCAGAUGAUCAAAAGGAAGGUGACCAGGGAAGGAGAAUUGUUGCCGUUUUUCCAGACGGAAUUGAAAGUGGGCGGAGAUGGCGAGGAGGAUAAGAUAUUUUUUAUUUGGCCAACCACCAUUGUACACAAGAUCGACGAACAGUCACCGCUUUAUCACAUAUCAGCCAGUGAUAUGCUGCGAGAGCGAUUCGAGAUCGUGGUUAUAUUGGAAGGUGUGAUCGAGUCGACAGGUAUGACUACUCAGGCAAGAAGCUCCUACCUACCGUCCGAAAUUCUAUGGGGUCACAGAUUCGAACACAUAAUUACUUUUAAAAAGGAGACCGGAGAGUACGAAGUGAAUUACACUUUGUUUAAUAACACGUACGAAGUUGAUACACCGUUGUGUUCAGCGGCUGAUCUGGAUAAGAUCAGAGCUAUACAACGUGCGAAAGGAGAACGUAUGAGCACCAGUGGAUUCGCUCAUUAUCGCGACGCGUCCAGCAGUUCUUUGACCACCGGAUCCGGUUCCAGCUUGGCAUCGUCAACCGGCGGGCUACACAUGAACAUCCCUAUGGCGCCAUUGACUCCGAUCCCGGUCAUGAUCACCGGUCCUGACGGUUCUCUGAGACGCGAGAGUAUGCAAAGCGGUCAAACCGAGGCGAAACAGCCGGUAUUUUAUACCCAGAACGAGUUCCUGGACAACGAGUCCCAUCCAAUCGGCUACAUUCCGGAGGACUCCACGGGUCAGGAAGAUUACAACCGAGUACUGGAGGACAUUAACGCGACGUUGAGGAAAAAUCGCGUACACGGCAAGGAAGAGAAACGACUGCACAGGGAACCAUCGAGGUGUACGUUAGAUUCAAGGAAAAGCGAAUCUAGAUCUAACGUGGAUAUUAUAAGAAGAUCCAGUUCGAGGACGACUAUAGAUCAAAUUCCAGGGCUUAAUAAUCCUCUUCCCCCAAAAUCACCCUCUCGACAGCAUUUAGACCCCAGGCACACAAAGUUCGCUGAAUCAGGAGAAGCGUACCGCGAGCCUCCGCCUCAUCCUCACCCUUCCUCAAGGAGAUCGAGUUUAGGCGAGAAUCAGAAAUCGAAGGAGAUGCACAAGAAGACUACUUUCAUCGUCGGCGACGACGAGCACGUUAUAAACGUGGAACCGACGAUCGCGAAGGGAUACCUGCCUCGACACGAAGCGUUGGACUCCGAUUCAUCGAAGACGAAUCAUCAUCCCCGGCACAGAGGCCCUCAGGAACAAGUUUAGGGACGAGGAAUGGUGGGAUUCCAGGAACGGAAGGACGGUGCGAAUGCCGUAGGAAAGUGAGAGGGAAACGAAGGAACGAUGGCAGCAGAAAACAGAACUUUGCUCUUCGUGGCCGACAGCCGUGAGUCAUCGUCGCGUGGUCACUUCCAGCGACUUCAU